Blepharisma stoltei is the source of this 3603-nucleotide messenger RNA. NCBI's taxonomy places the organism in Eukaryota, Ciliophora, Heterotrichea, Heterotrichida, Blepharismidae. The record is from the annotation of a GenBank genome assembly.
AUGUCAACUCCACUUCGAAGCUAUGCAAGCUACCUCUCAAAGCUUCAAGACACAAGGAAACAAAUCCGCCCCAUUUUGCAAUCUCGUCGAAGAGCUGAGUUUCGUCAAAAAGCAGGCAAUGGAUCAGCCACCCCAUCAUCUAAAGAUAUUUCUUUCUAUUUAAGUAUCCUUAAAAUUUCAAUUUUUUUAUAAAGUAAAUCCUUUAUUUAUACUAGCAAGCUUAUGAUAUUUAUUUUACCAAUCUAUAUCAUAUUAGAACAAUAUGUAAAAUUCCACUCAACUUUUACUGGAAUUAACAAAAGUAAUUCUAGCUCGGACUUAGGCUUACAACGACUUACUCAUAGAGCAAAGUCACAAACUGUUACUGAGAAGUCAGAUCCAGAUUCAAAUUACCCCUUAACAGAAAUUGAAAAUGAAGAAUCAAAGAGUGUGUUUGAAGUAAGAAUUGCUAAUAGCUUACUCCCUUAUCUCUGAGGGAACAAAUAAUUUUGCUGGAGGGAGUUAAUUUUUUUAAAUUCGCAAAAAUUGGAAAGAAAAAUAAAUUGGUUUUAUGUUUUAAAAUGCAAGCUGUGUUUAAAUUUAGCAGACUUUGCUUGAGAUUUCACUAUACUAAUUGCCACUUAUAUAUCCAAAUAUUUUUCAUAAAAAUUUUUGUUCGCUUACAGAGGGUGAGUUUUUACCAUAAAAUAGUAAUUAUUUCAAUGGUUUUAUUCACUUAAAGCAGGAGGAGAAUUAGAAAAAAUCGAAGCAGACUUAGCAGCAUUUAAAAAAGAAGCUUCAGUCCUUACAGAAAAAAAUCCUAAUAGAAUCCAAAUAGAAAUUUUAUCAUGAACCCAAUAUGAAAUUUUUGAAAAAUUUAGUGUAGAGCCGUAUUUUUGUAAUAAAAAUAUAACAAGUUAUUACGCUGAAGAAAAAUUGCGAUUUCGGACUGAAGAGCAUUAUGCCAAAGCGGAAAGUAAAAUAAUGGUGCAAAAGGUCAUGAAUUUUGUGGAAGAAGACUGGGAUAUAAGCAAAGAGAAGGAAAUUAGGUAUAUGACGACACCACUUAUGAGGAUUGAUGAAAGUUUUUUUCAAGAAGAGGAUUUGGAGUAUCCAAAAGAGCUUGAUAGCUCACAGAUAGGAAUGAAUAAUUCACAGAUGGAGGGGUAUAAUUCGCAAAUAGAGAUGGAUGACUCGCAGAUAGAGAUGGAUAAUUCACAGAUAGAGAAUUUACAGCUAGGGAUGGAAAAUUCACUGUUGGGGAUGAAUAAUUCUCAUGCAGAAUUGUGGAUUGACGAAUAUGUAGAAUUUGGACUGUUUUAUAAGCCAAUUGUGAAUAUUUUGGAGUCUAGAAUAAGACCUUCAAUAGCAAUGCGUAAUAAGGAAAUAAAAGUAGAAACCAAAGAAUACUGGAUUUUUGAAGGAAAACCUAUCAUUCAGCCUGUACUCGACAUAAAACCUAUGAGCUGUCCACCCAUCCCCAAAUCAGAUAAAAAACAAAUUUUCACUCGUGAAAUCAGCACCGAAAUUUCAGAAAAAAAUAUUAAAAUCCUAACCAGUCAAGCUUUACAAACAGAGCCAAUUUCUAUAUACCCAGACCAUCAAAAUUUGUUAUCCACAAUAGAAGUUCAAUCUGACCUUUCCCAAUUUUUCAGUGCAGUAACUCCAGUUCCAGGCCUUUUACCAUCACAAAACCGCUAUUCUCCAUUUCUUGAUUCUUCUUAUUCUAUUGAUUUUCACGACGAGCCUCCAAUCAUCGAAAAAUCACAAAAUUCAGAAGCCCCGCUGACACCUCAAAGCGAGUUUUCUAACACUUCUUCACAAGUUUCAUUCUCUGACCCAAUUUUUGAUAAGGACGAAGAAGAAAUCAAAAUUAAAAUUACACCAAAAACACCUGUUUUAAGGCCAACAGACAAGGAGUUUUCAUCAAUAAAAAUCCAAGCUCUGGUAAGAGGCUGGCUUACAAGGAGAAGAAUUGCUGCUUCUUUUAGGUAUUUAUUAGAAUAUCAAAGAGAAAUCAGACUAAGAAAUGCGCUGCUGGCUAUAAGGUUUUCAUGAAAUGGCCAUAAAAUAUUAUCUCCUACAUAUAUGAAUAUUUAUUAAUAAAAAUAUAUUUAUUAAUAUUUAUAGGAAAAUGGUAUAAGAGCUUUAAAAAAAUGAAAUUCCAAAAUAAAAGCUGAAAAAGAAAAACUAAGACAAUCAUUUGUAAAUUAUUCAGCAAUUUUUAUUCAGAGAAACUGGAAAGGGUACAAAAUCAGAGCAAAAUUUGGAGAGAUUCUUAGAAAAAGAAAAUCAUCAAUAAAUAAAAUAAAAAGUCUCGUUUUAGGCUGGAAAACCAGGGAAAUCCUCAAGUUAAAAAUGAUAAAAAAUCAUAAAACAGGGAUUCAUGAUGCUUUAGCUUUGCAAAAAGAUUUAUUGAGCUCUAAAGAAAACAAUCUAUUAUUAAGCCAAAUUUCAAAUCAAUUGCCGACACUGAGACAUAGAUUUAUGCAGGAUUUUAAGUCAUUGUUUUGGACUGGAGAAUGGGUUGGGAUGAAAAGGACUCAAAUUAACUCAACUCUGACGUCACCCAGAAGUUUCCAUGACAGUCUAGUAAAUUUGACACCAAAAAGAGAAUCAUAUAGAAAUUCUCCAUUUCUAAGCCCAAAUAACAAAAACUAUGAUGAUAUCCCAAUAAGAGCAAGAAAUUAUGACGAGAUGCCACUAAAAGUAAAAAAUUUUGAGGACUUGCCAAUAAAACCUAUGCAAAAUACAUUUAUGGAAGCACUGGAAGAAAUACCAGUGCAGCAGGCUAAAGCUCCUCAGAAAAAAUUUUCUAAUUUUUUAAAGAGAGGGACUAGAAAUUCAUAUGCUCCUAAGCCAAAUAAAUCAUCUGAAAGUAAUACUGAAGAACAAACAAUAAAUGAAGAUAAAGUUGUAGGCGAAGAAAAAACAGCAAGAAAUGAAGAAAAGAUAGCUAAGGUUGAUGAAAAAACAGCCAGAAAUGAAGAAAAAACAGCUAGAACUGAAGAAAAGGUAUCCAGAAAUGAAGAAAAAACUCCGAAAAUUGGAGACAAAACGCCCAAAAAAUCAUUCGCGGCCCGAUCUGAAGAAAAAACUCCAAGGUUUGAGCUAAAACUUGACAUAAAAAAAUCUGAAGAAAAUGAGCAGCAAAAAGAAAUUUGUGAGCCAAAGCAGCAUCCUCUAAACGAGCCUUCUCAACAAGAAGAAAAGCGUCAAGAAGAAGCUCGAGCUAAAACUUUCCUCAAGCGAAAAUCUCAAAGCAUUAAACCCCAAAAAUUAGAAUGAAAAGUCGAGCGAAAAAUUGACUGCUGGGUAUCCAAAGAUGUACUGAUCAAGAAAAAAACUCCACAAAGCAGAAAUUUAGGCAGAAAAUCGAUUGAGGAUAGGAGAUUAUUAACACUAGAAGAACUCGAAGAUAUUUUUAAUGACAUGAUUCAAACGUCAACUGAUACCUUGGCAUUUUUGAAAAAACCUGAAAGAUGCUUGGUAAAGACGAGGAUUCCGCAGAUUAGGUAUUACUCAAUGUUUGUCACUCAUUAUAAAGAAGAUAACUACCAAGAGCUGCUUGAUGCGCUGCAGCAGCAUUAUUCAUACCUAUGCAACGACCAAUUUGAGGUUUAA